Molecule: messenger RNA, 2484 nt
Organism: Chaetomium globosum CBS 148.51
Lineage: Eukaryota; Fungi; Ascomycota; Sordariomycetes; Sordariales; Chaetomiaceae
Exons: 3
Coding region: 1-2484 (827 amino acids)
Source: RefSeq, a predicted model, not a curated record
AUGGAUGUUGCGGCCGCGAAGAUGUUCUUUGACCAAGCCAGCGAAGAAGCGAAAGAGCUGCUGGCUAACGAACUUUACUACCGCGAACUCGAAACGAUCCGACGAGAGCAGCCGCUUAUAAACCCUGCAACAUGCCUUUUGGUUCCGCUGUCACUGUAUGACCGCAAUGUGCAGAGCGCGGAGCAGCCCGGGAACCCCUCUAGGAGGCAGUCCGAAGCCCAGCCCCCGAGGCCAAUCCCGGCGACGGAUCCGGGGAGUAUCAACAUGCGCGGCGGCGCUGCCCCCAAUUUGGAAGAUAGUCUUGAGGAGAUUCCCCCAUACAUUCUGCGUGUACUCUCAAGAAUGGCCUUGGUUGAGAUCCUCGUGGCAGACGACGCCGGUGAGUCCGCGGAACAGCAGUUACCAGGUCCGCUCUCCAAAAUGCGGCUGGACAUUUCCAAGAUAAGGGAAACCGUGGGACACAAGCGCUCGUUGGAGGAAGAAUUUCCCAAGGAGCUUGAAGCGGCAAAAUUCGACUUCCUAACGACCGGAUACAAGCACAUGGACCAGGAGACGAUGUUUCAGGGGCGCGACUGGCUAGGCCACUACCUGAGCGCCGACAAGAUCGAGAAGCGGCCAAUCCUUUUCAAGGGCUUCCCUAUGGUCGAAGACGUGGUGUUCAUAAAACAUCCAAACUACUGGCAUGAACCCAAAACCCAUGGAAAGCUCGUAGCGAGCGGGCAAUGUUACUGGUUGGCUAUCGCCCUUUUGAUCUACGGCAAUGCGAGCUUCUGGCUUCGCGUGAAGGCGGAGCAUCUCAGUUACCUGGAGAAGGUCUUAUCGAACCCCAAGCAUCCUCGGUACGCGUUUUACUUGCGGGAGAACCAAAAUAACAUGAGGACCUAUGCAACAGGCCCAGCUGGAAAGGAAGGCGUAUGGGGAGGCGAGGCCAAUAUGUGGGAGAGGCUGCACAUACCGGGAUGCUGGACGAGUGAGGAUAUGUGCCAGCUUACGGCGGAUGUUUAUGGCGUGUUCUUGGUGCUGUACAAGUUCAGUGCCCGCAACGCCCAGUCCCCGUGGGCAAACAAGGUCUACGACAUGAAGACGUACGGCGCGUACAACAACCGGCACAUUUUCUUGUGUUACGCACACGAAAACCACUUUCAACCGAUGGUCCCUAACGAUUUCUACGCCCAUGAGUUCAAGCUGCCCCGUUUGACGCUACAGAAUACGAAGCGGUACCAGCUAGUGACUCGCCCCCAUACCCGCCGUAUCGGAGAUGGCCCGAGGCAUCACUGGCGGGGGCAGGCCAAGGUCGCACCGUCGCCGCUGGCACUACCGAGACACGAUGCGGCGCAUCUGGCUCGGGCAGCAGGAUAUGUGCCUGGUGUUAACGAGCCUCAGCCGCAACCACAAGCCCAAACCAAGCCGCGGUCUCGACCGUUAUCCGAACUGCGUAUCAAUGCGGCUCUGGCGGAAAACAUGGAAAAGCCGGACGAUCUCCUUCGCAGCCCCUUUAUCACGAACCCCGAGUUGUUGAAGUCACCCAGGCACGAAAGUGACCCCAUCUGGACGCCACCCACUCCCUGGCAAGUCAUCCCCCUCUACCGUGCCUGCUUCAAGCAUGCCUACUCCAAGCAUGCCUACUCCAAGCAUGUCUCCUCCAAGCGAGGCCAAAGGCAAACGGCCAGCCACAGACAUGGACCCAGCAGAACUCUUGACACCGACCAAGAGACUCCGAAGAAUGCUAGGACCCGCACCACCGCCAUCACCGGACAGACUGACCCAAACCCAGCCAUCACAUCACCCAGGUCUCUUCGCCCCUAUCACACACAUCACCCGGCAAGCCCUGCCUCGUAUUACUACUCCCUAGCAGAAAGCAGCCGAGACGCCCUCUCCCGCCUCCAGGCCGCCAACCAGCCCAAACCGGAACCCCAACCCCAGCCCAAACCAGAACCCCCAACCCAACCCGCCCCCAGUCCUCCCGCUAAACAGCCAUCACCAGCAACAGCCGCAGCAGCAGCAACAUCCCCCGCCAACCAACACCCCCAACCCCCCCUCGCACCACCCCCCCGCCAACCCCAAUCCCCCCCACCCAGCCGAUUCUUCCGGCCCGCCACCAAGUCCCUGCUCUUCAAGGUCCGCAUCCUGCGGCUCAAGCGCUGGGCCGUGGAAUUGGGGCUGGCGGCGUCCCACGACAAUAUGCACGGGUGGAAGAAGGAGGAGGUGUGCAACAAGCUGCUUGCGGCGCGCGUCGAGCUGCUGAUGGCCAGGCCGGCGAAGGGCCGGCCAGAGGUGGUGGCGGAGCUGGAGGAGAGGGACGGCGUGACGAUGGUGAGGCGCGUGAGAGGGGAGGAGGAGGAGGAGGGUGAGGGGGGGACUGGGGAUGAGGAGCGGGAGAGUGGCGAUGGGACGGACGGGGAUGAGAGUGAGGUUGAGGAGGGUGAUAGGGAGGGAGGUAAGGAGCCUGAGGGGGGUGAGGGCGAAGAUGUGCUUGUUGUUUGA